Messenger RNA from Pseudopodoces humilis (Tibetan ground-tit), 940 nucleotides. RefSeq names its product BRICHOS domain containing 5 (gene BRICD5). The record is from RefSeq and is a predicted model, not a curated record. NCBI's taxonomy places the organism in Eukaryota, Metazoa, Chordata, Aves, Passeriformes, Paridae.
AGCCUCCUCCUCUCCCCUCAAAUCCUUGAAGCAGCCAAGGAGCAGGGCCCAGCACAGGGGAUGGUGGUGGGAGAAGCUGCACACAAGCACUGAGCAGCUGAUGCUGGGUGCUGCCCUCCCACUCCUCGUGCCCAGGCUGGCUCCCAGCUCGGCCGAGUGACGCUCCAGGGCCAGCAGCACCUGCUGAGGAACCAGACAGCCGUGGUGGACAAGGCCAGGAGCACCGUCACCUACCACGUCACCUCGCAGAGCAACCUGAGCGCCGCGGUGCUGUACGACAGCAGGAACGGCUACGUGUGCUACAAGCCGCUGGAGCAGCGAGCCUGCUACCUGAGGAGGAUGGAGCCCUGGGACCUGCAGACAGCUCUCAACACCUCUGAGCACCCCGCUGAGCAGCUGCUACAGCACCACAACCAGACCAAGUUCUACCAGGAGUUCCUGGGCAUUGUGGCAGGGGAGCAGGUGGAGCCCGGGGGCCUGGGGGAGGCCGUGCAGGCCCUGUGUGAGCACACAUCCAUCUUCUGGGUGCGGAGAGGCCAGGGGCCGGGGAGGCAGCGCCUCAUCUACCUGUGCAUCGACAUCUGCUUCCCCAGCAACAUCUGUGUCUCCAUCUGCUUCUAUUACCUGCCCGAGUAAGUGCUGCAGCCACGGCCACCCUCUCUGCCCUCAUACUUGAACUGGAUUCCUGAAAACCUCUGACUUCCACGAGGGAGCACCUACAACAUCCGCAGAGCUUCCUGCUGAUUGCAUGCUGCAGGUCAGGAGAGUUUAGAGAAACAGGAGGCCUCUGCUCAGCACUGUCAGCACAGACACUGCAGCUCUGCCCCAGGGCUGCACCUCCUCCGUAGGAAUUACGAGACCCAGGCCUGGAGGAGUCCUGGGGAGCAGCUGGAGUUUUGGGGCUCCAGGCUCUGUCCAACACAAGCUGGUUGUUGUUACA